This is a messenger RNA of Thlaspi arvense, 336 nucleotides long. Lineage: Eukaryota; Viridiplantae; Streptophyta; Magnoliopsida; Brassicales; Brassicaceae. The record is from the annotation of a GenBank genome assembly.
GAAUCAAUGGAGAGAGAGGAAGAAGUGAAAAUCUCCGACCAAAUUGGUGAUUUUGGCGAAGGAGAUGGCAUUAAAGUCUCAUGCUUCACUGAAAUUACUCUCCAAAUCCAAAUCAUUCGUCUUGCGAAGCAGAUUUAUGUUUGGAUCGGUUGCAAUUCCGCCAAAUUUGGGAACUCAUAUGCAGCCGCUUCAACGCGGCCGUUUAGUUCAGUGGAAAAUUUAGGAUUUCCAAUGUCUAAUUUAAGCAAUACAGUAAUUGUUGCAUCAGUACUUGGUGGAACAUCUGAUAACACUGGAUAUGGCAUGGCACAUAGAUUAGGUUAUCAACAUCCUUAA